AGUCUGACUUCAUCUACUCUACAAAAAUAACAAGCGACGAAGCAUCUGCUGCAUUCUGUAUUACCUAUCAGUGCAACGCAAGUACAAAAUGGCAAAAAAGUUUAGGUCUGACGAUAUUUCUGCGGAUCCCUUGAGAUUGCUUUGGUUGGGACAAAUGCACCCAUUUUCCCCUUUUCGGCGAUCUGUUGCAUUCUUGGUCAUGAACGUGAGUGCUUGUUGGCUCCUUGCUGCCUUAGCAAUAAAGGGAAUAAUAACAUCUUACAAAAACGAUAUUUUUUUCGUCGCUGAGUGUUUACAAACUUGCAAUUUGAUGUUUCACGGUAUUGGAAAAUUCGUAAAUUUGUUUCUUCAUCGAGACAAUUUGAAGAAGUUAUUAAAAAAUAGGUCAAAAUUUUGGAAAAUUGACGAUUUUCAAAGCGAGGAGAUUUACCAAGAAUUGUCAGAAAUUACGUCUACAGUGAAAAAAGGGCUUCGUUACUAUUAUUGUGGGGUUGUAGUUGUGAUGCUUUUAUUUGAUUUGCAACCUUUUGCAACCGGUUCGCUCCCGUCUGGAUGUUACGUUCCUGAAGGAUGGUUUAAAAGUUUAACAGUAAUGACCUGGUUGCUAUCUCUUAGUUUUUUAAAUGGUGUACAAGGCAUGGACGGAUUUUUCUGUUCAAUAAGUAUUUCCAUUGUAAUACAGUUCAAAAUGUUAACACAUCGGUUCAAAAAUAUGCGACUAUUCCACAAUGAAUCUGAAAGGAAAAUGUGGAAAGAGCUGAAAGAAUUGGUAGAUUACCACAAUUUUUUAACCAGUUAUUGCAAGCUACUAAAUACAAUCUUUGCAUCAAUAUUCCUGCUCCAGUUUCUCGUAUCGAUCAUUUCAGCAUCUGUGUCUAUUUUUAUUUUCAUGCAACCUGGUGCGUGGUCAAAUCGGAUCAAAUUUAUACUUUAUUACUUAGCUGUAGUAGCUGAAACUUCAUUUUAUUGUGUUCCUGCAGAGAUUAUUGUCAAUUCAGCAAGUGAAAUUGGUUACGCCGUUUCUGAAUUGGAUUGGUACAAAAUUAGAAUAAAUCAAAUUAAGAAAUGUUUCGUCAUUAUUCUAGCCAGGACACAAAGAACGAUGGUUUUCACCGGAUAUGGGCUUGUUAAUAUGAAUCUUCAAACCUUUGUUGUCUAUGUCAAAACAGUAUUUUCUUUUUACACCUACAUCAACUCUGUGAGGAAAAUUGAAAAAUAAACAGGAGUCCCUAUUGUAAAUAUUUACUUAUUAAAAUAAGCACGCAAUGAUUCAGAAAUAAAAAAUUUGCAAUAUCUGAGUUCUGAAUUAGCUUUAUUGAAAAAAAAAUAAUAAAGUUGAAAGUUAACAAUUCAGCGAUUUUGAUCUUUUUGAUAACCUAAGCACAAUAAAGAAAUAGAAAAAAUAUAUAGCUUUGUUUAAUAAACAUAAUUGUUUUUUUCUAGAUUUUUUGUUUUAAUUAUUAUAGACUAUUACUGUAUUUUUAUAAGGG
This is a messenger RNA of Tribolium castaneum (red flour beetle), 1490 nucleotides long. RefSeq lists its product as uncharacterized. The record is from RefSeq and is a predicted model, not a curated record. NCBI's taxonomy places the organism in Eukaryota, Metazoa, Arthropoda, Insecta, Coleoptera, Tenebrionidae. Gene Ontology annotation, biological process: detection of chemical stimulus involved in sensory perception of smell; sensory perception of smell. The coding region runs from base 89 to 1219 and encodes 376 amino acids. Gene Ontology annotation, cellular component: plasma membrane. The transcript is spliced from 8 exons. Gene Ontology annotation, molecular function: odorant binding; olfactory receptor activity.